Molecule: messenger RNA, 2763 nt
Organism: Beauveria bassiana ARSEF 2860
Lineage: Eukaryota; Fungi; Ascomycota; Sordariomycetes; Hypocreales; Cordycipitaceae
Product: dipeptidyl aminopeptidase
Exons: 2
Coding region: 1-2763 (920 amino acids)
Biological process (GO): proteolysis
Molecular function (GO): dipeptidyl-peptidase activity; serine-type peptidase activity
Source: RefSeq, a predicted model, not a curated record
AUGGCUUCUCUGCAAGCCCACCGCCCCGACGCGGAUGGCGACGACGGUCAGCCAGAGUCGUCAUCGCGAGCGUCGCUCUCUUCCGCUUCCACAACCAGCCUUGUAUUCGACCGCUUACAAGAAGAGGUGGAGAAAAAGCCCUCCGACCGGAAGACGAGCCACCGCGACACCGAAAUUAAAUUCAGCCCCUUUCGCGACGAUGAUGAGGACCAAAAUAAUGACCUGGAGAGCGGCCCCUUCCUGCCUCAGUCCGGCGCCGGCGCCGGUAUCGGCAAACAAAUACCCAUGGACCGCAACUUGAAGCGUGUGCUCUUCAUCACAUUUGCUGUUCUCAUCGCAUUCUGGGGCCUUGGCCUUGGCCUCUUUCUCUUCACUGGCGGCCAUACACAUGCCAGCGAUACCGAACACGACCCCGAUGCCGACACGCGAGGCUCUGGCAAGCCCGUCACCCUCGACCAGGUCCAGUCUGGAUUUUGGGCCCCAAGCUACCAGUCCAUCAGCUGGAUUGCGAGCCCGGAUGGCCAAGACGGUCUGCUUCUCGAGCAAGGCACCAGUGAUCAAGGCUUCUUGGUUGUCGAAGAUGUUCGCAACAGCCAAGACACACCCGAUGCUGCGGCAGAUGCUGUCAGUACCAAAAUCCUCAUGAAGUCAUCUUCCUUUACGCAUGACGGCCGGCAGCAUCAUCCCACUACCCUCAUGCCGAGCCCAGAUCUAAAAAGCGUCCUGCUUGUUGUCUACAAGGAAAAGAAUUGGCGACAUUCAUACACUGCCGUGUACUACAUCUUGGAUGUGGAAACUCAGGCUGUAGAGCCGUUGAUCCCUUUUGAAGAUGACGUUCGCAUUCAGCUCGCCACCUGGAGCCCCCAGAGCGAUGCAAUUGCCUUUACCCGUGAUAACAACAUGUACAUUCGUCACAUCAAAGGCAGUAAACAGAUUGUUCAAAUUACCAAAGACGGCGGUCCUGAAUACUUUUACGGUAUCCCGGACUGGGUAUAUGAAGAGGAGGUCUUUAGCGGAAACAGCGCAACUUGGUGGUCUGCCAAUGGCAAGUAUCUCGCCUUUUUACGCACCAACGAGACUGGUGUGCCUGAAUACCCCAUCGAGUACUUCAAGUCACGGCCCAGCGGCAAAGCGCCUAUCAAAGGCGAAGAGUCGUAUCCUGAUGUUGUCAACAUCAAGUACCCCAAAGCUGGCUCGCACAACCCGUUUGUUGACCUCCUCUUAUUCGAUGUCGAUGCUGGCGAGGUCUUUUCUGCAGAGACCGAGGGCGAGUUUCCUCCAGAUGACCGCAUUAUUAACAACGUUCUCUGGGCUGGUGACAAGCUCCUAGUAAAGGAGACCAACCGAGUCAGCGAUUUCCUCAAGGUCCUGCUCAUCGACGUCGCCAAUCGCAAGGGCAAGGUAGUCAACUCGGUCAAUGUCAAGGACAUUGACGGUGGCUGGUUUGAGAUUUCACACACCAUGACGUAUAUCCCUGCCGAUUGGUCCAAGGGCCGCAGAUACGACGGCUACAUUGACGGCAUCAUUCACGAGGGCUACGAGCACAUUGGCUACUUUACCCCUCUCAACAACAGCGAGCCUGUCCUCCUUACCUCGGGCCAGUGGGAGGUCGAGAACGCGCCUUCGGCUGUCGAUCUGGCAAACAACCUCGUGUACUUUGCCGGUACCAAGGAAUCCUCCAUCCAGCGCCACGUCUACUCGGUCAAGCUUGACGGAUCCGAACUCAAGCCGUUUACCGACGUCUCUGAAGAAGCCUAUUACAGCGUAAGCUUCUCCUCUGGCGCCGGCUACGCGCUGCUCUCCAAUCGCGGCCCCAAGGUUCCCACGCAAAAGAUUGUCGCCACGCCCUCCAACGCGGCCUCGUACAGCCGCGUCCUCGAGGCUAAUGCCGAACUGGCUGACCGCGCCCGCAAGCAUGAGCUACCCGUCCUCAAGUACGGCACCAUCGAUAUCUCCGUCAACGUAUCGCUCAAUUACGUUGAGCGCCGCCCGCCGCACUUUAACCCGAAAAAACAGUACCCCGUGCUCUUCCAGCAGUACUCGGGCCCCAACUCCCAAACCGUCACCAAGCGCUUCGCCGUCGAUUUCCAGUCCUACGUCGCCUCCAGCCUGGGCUACGUCGUCGUCACCGUGGACCCCCGCGGCACCGGAUUCAAGGGCCGCGCGCACCGCGUCGUCGUCCGCGACCAGCUCGGCGUCAUCGAGGCUCAGGACCACAUUGCCACCGCUCGCCACUUUGCCGCCCGCGACUACGUCGACGCCGACCGUCUCGCCCUCUGGGGCUGGUCCUACGGCGGCUUUCAGACGCUCAAGACGCUCGAGGCCGACGCCGGCCGCACUUUUGCCUAUGGCAUGGCCGUCGCACCCGUCACCGACUGGCGCUUCUACGACUCCAUCUACACGGAGCGCUACAUGCGCACCCCGCAGCAAAACCCCGACGGCUACGACGCGUCCCGCAUCGCCAACGCCUCUGCCCUCGGCCAGGCUACGCGCUUUCUCAUCAUGCACGGCUCCGCCGACGACAAUGUGCAUUUCCAAAAUUCCCUCACUUUGCUAGACGACCUCGACGUCGCAGGCGUUGAAAAUUACGACGUCCACGUCUUUCCCGACAGCAACCACGGCAUAUAUUUCCAUAAUGCCAACAAGAUUGUGUAUGACAAACUCAAUAAUUGGCUCAUCAAUGCCUUCAAUGGCGAAUGGCUCAAGAUUGCCAACCCCAAGCCAAAUCCCAUCAAGCGCUCUCUGCAAAGAUUGGCCGAGUAA